CUUGUCCCGAGCGGUGGCGGCUGCGGCGACGCCAGGCUCCAGAGGCGACCAGAGGCCGGCCCCGGCAGCGGUGGCGCCGCCCGAGCACGGAUUCUAUCAUAUUUUGACAGAAGGUUACUUACAAAGGAUGGAAGGCCUGCAGUGAAAAUAACAUUCGUCCUCUGCUUUCUGCCCACCCUUGGAGGGAUUUAACUAUCCUAAUUCUCCCAAGAUCACUUCAGAAAGUUUAGUAUCAUCUCAUGCACCUCUCGGCCCUUCUGUAUGCUUAGUAUGCGAAUAGCUCCUCUUCGCUAAUGAGAGGGAGAAUGGGGACCCAGGGCAGCCCGGUGAAGAGCUAUGAUUAUCUGCUCAAGUUCUUGUUGGUGGGAGACAGUGACGUGGGCAAAGGAGAAAUCCUGGAGAGCCUUCAAGAUGGAGCGUCAGAAUCGCCCUACGCCUACAGCAAUGGAAUUGACUAUAAAACCACCACAAUCCUCUUGGACGGCCGGAGAGUCAAACUGGAGCUGUGGGACACCUCUGGCCAAGGGAGGUUCUGCACCAUUUUUCGGUCCUACUCCAGAGGAGCUCAGGGCAUCCUCUUGGUAUAUGACAUUACCAAUCGCUGGUCCUUUGACGGCAUAGAUCGAUGGAUCAAAGAGAUAGAUGAGCAUGCUCCAGGUGUGCCCCGCAUUUUGGUUGGCAACAGGCUUCACCUGGCUUUCAAGCGGCAGGUACCAACAGAGCAGGCCCGAUCCUACGCAGAGAAAAACUGCAUGACUUUCUUCGAGGUCAGCCCAUUGUGCAACUUCAAUGUGAUCGAGUCCUUUACAGAGCUGUCUCGCAUUGUGCUGAUGAGGCAUGGCAUGGAAAAGAUCUGGAGGCCCAACAGAGUGUUCAGCUUGCAAGAUCUCUGCUGCCGCGCCAUCGUCUCCUGCACUCCCGUCCACCUGAUCGACAAGCUGCCCCUUCCUGUCACCAUCAAGAGCCACCUGAAGUCCUUCUCCAUGGCCAACGGCAUGAAUGCUGUCAUGAUGCACGGCCGCUCAUAUUCCGUGGCCAGCAGUGGAGGUGGGAGCAGCAGCAAAGGCAACAGCCUCAAGCGCUCCAAGUCGAUCCGCCCACCCCAGAGCCCACCGCAGAACUGCUCACGUAACAACUGCAAGAUCUCUUAGCGAGCCAGGGGGUGUCUCCCGCUGAACUCAUGUCGACACCUGCUUGCCAGCGUGCGGACUUUCACACCCCGGACCUUGUUCCGGCAGAAUCCUUUCCCAACAUGGCUCUGGCGGCAGCACCUAUGGGACUGGCCAAGAGCUUGUGCCCUGGUGUUCAGUUGACGCCAUGUUGUGGCGAGGGCAAGGCUGUGCUAAGCCAACCUUCCUUCAUCCUGAUUGGGGGAAUGACUGUGCUGGAGUGUGUGGAGGGGUGAUUCUUCUUCCUCUGACUUGGGGGAGGGUGGGGAGGGGUAAGAUGACUUUGUGCUGCAACUUUAACGUUUGGGCUCCCAAGCAGAAUUGCUGGUGCUACGGUGAACCUUGAAGCAAACCAAGUAGCCAUGAUCUGAAAAUUCAACCGGAUGGAGUCCUGUGUUUAUCCAACGGACUGUGGCUGGCUGGAAGUCCAUAGUAUGCAGGCCGCUUGACAUUUUCACCUAUUUAUAGAAAAAUUAUAUAUCUCACUACUGUUUUUAAAGGGGUUUUCUUUUUCCUUUCCUUUUUUGUUUUACAGAGGCCAUCAGGGAAAAUUUGUAUGCAGCCUUGUAAACAGAAGUGCUGAGCUUUGAAUCCUGGGGCGGGUGGGGUGGUUCACAGAAGGGGGGAGGUAACUGGCAGAGGUCAAGCGGCAGAAUGAUCAAAUGCUCCAAGAAUUGUAUCAGAGGCACAAGGUUGGUCUUGCAAUCAUUGUUUUAAAAAAAUUGUUGUUCCUUAUGUGAAAGGAAGGAGGGAUUAGUUUCUGUCAUUCUCCAGCUUAAUUUUCCAGAUGCUCUGGCUGAGGCAGGGAUGGAUAGCAAGGAGGCUCUGAAUGACGUUGCCAGGUCGACGUGGGAGGAGGGAGCUCUGGCCACAUCUGGGGCUUGUUAAUGGCUGAUAAAGGGGUUGCUCCGGAGACCGUCUUGCCCUCCAGAGCCUCUUGAGGAAAGGCUUGGCUGCCAAAGAUACCUAAGACUGAAAGUUGUGGCUUGGGGCCGUGGGGAGGGGGAGGUAACUUGUGCCACCAAAUGCUGAUUUUUAAUGGUUUGACACAGGGGAGAUGUCGGGCUCCCCAACAAAAUCACUUGUGCUGCACGUUCUCUGGCUGAACGGAAUUAAUUCCAUGUGCCAUUUCCUUUUGCUUAGUAGCCAGCAAUUUGCUUUGUGGCUCUCUGAAUCUGUCUGUCUUGCUCAGCUGCCGUAUUUAUACGAGUUCCCUAGGCUUGCAGGAUAGAGAGGAGCUGGGGGUGGGGACAGCCAAGAGAAACCCAGGAUUUUCCGGCUUCCCAAUAACUCUUUUCUGUUGAAGGAAGCUGUUUCUGAGUGUUGUGAGACUCUGUAGUUUGUGUGUGUGAGACGGAGAAUGAGCAGGAUUCUUGGCCUGGGAAGGCAGUGCUAGGCAAUAGAAUGGAUUGGGAUAUCAAACCCAGAACAGAGGUGGGCCUCUUUACUUUUGUAAACCAGGAGGUUUGUUGGAUGCUGAGUCGAAAAUCUCCACCCUCGGUGCCCUUUUGGUUCAGUUGGAUACUCUAGUUGUGGCUCUCGUAUUCUCUUUUCUGCUAGAUUGUGGAGGCUCUUAGAGUUGCCUGGCUUUGGAGAGGUGCUUGACCUCUGGCUGGAGUUGCUAAUAGCACCUUAGUGGCCAUCCAACAUCUGGGAAGUUAGUGAGAAAAGCUAGCUAGAUUGGGUGGGGGGCUUUAGGCACUUAACUGGUGACCUUGUAGCCCAUGAAAGGUGUUUUGGGGUCUUUGAUGUCUCCACCCCAUUGCCUUUUCCCUGUCCCCUUGAACUAGGCGAACAUCUCUUCCUGGGUGCCCCCCCCCAGCCAGGAUUGGCUGCCUUUGGCUGUGUCACAGAUCAGGAUGGGUGGCAUGAUGCUGCCGGAUGCUCAUCCUGCUGCUGACCACCCAUUUUGCUUGAGCGCCUUGAUGGGAGUCUGGCUGGCAAGGCUUGUGGCGUAUCGACCUCUCCAAGAUCACUUGGCAUGAAAGGCGAGCCGCUGAGCCUCCCCGCUGGCCUGAGCUCAAACAAACCAACGGGGAGAUAGGUCAAGGGCAGGGGAAAGCCUUUAGCGGCAUCUCCAUCAGGCUGGGAACAAAGCUGGAGCCAAAUCCAGGGCGAGUGGUGUGGAAGCUUAGAGAUUUACGGGGCAUGUCCGCACCAGCCACCUGUUACUGCUUGCUGAAAAUGGAGUGGGAGACGACCACUGACUCAAUGGCCUGGCAUUCUGGGGAUGUGCGCCGAACAGGUGAUCUCCAGGCAGCCCAUCUUUCCACUCCAGAUUUUAAAAUAGACACUUCCCAAAACAGCUAUAGAAUGUGCAUUGUUUUCUCUAAAGAAUUACAGGGAGCCCCCCGUCUUGCCUGGUAGGCUAUAAAUCCUCUCAUCAUAUUGUUUCUGCAGCAUUUGAAUAUAGUUUUGUACAUACUUGGCUGGAAGGAGGUGGCGGUGGGUCCUUUUUCUUACAGCAGGUUUGAAGAUGCUGUGCGUCACAAAGCCAUGUUCGAUUUACCUGUGUUUUCUGUCCAGCUGCCGCCUCCUCCUUUAAUUGUACGUGUGUACUUAUCAGCCUCACCUGAAAAUGCCUCUGAAUAUUUCUUCCUGCUCCUUUAUUUUCAAAUGGUGGCAAACGCGUAUGCUUGGAAUGAGAUUCUCUGGAAUGUCUGCGAAUUGCAGCAGAACUCUCUUACCCCUUUAUUUUUAUUUGCUUAAUAUUCAACUUUGAAAAUGUGAUCCGAUAUCAAACACUAGAAUCUAGCUGCUCUCCGACACUUGUACCAUUCCUCUGAUUUAAUUCCUUUGUACAGUAAAUGUCGUCGUUCAACUGAUACGGUUUUUAUAUAAAUUAAAAAAAAUCUUGUUUU
Eublepharis macularius is the source of this 4030-nucleotide messenger RNA. RefSeq names its product RAB40C, member RAS oncogene family (gene RAB40C). Gene Ontology annotation, biological process: protein localization to plasma membrane; intracellular signal transduction. The record is from RefSeq and is a predicted model, not a curated record. Bases 294 to 1151 code for a protein of 285 amino acids. The transcript has 7 exons. Gene Ontology annotation, cellular component: endosome; plasma membrane; synaptic vesicle. Lineage: Eukaryota; Metazoa; Chordata; Lepidosauria; Squamata; Eublepharidae. Gene Ontology annotation, molecular function: GTPase activity; GTP binding.